This is a messenger RNA of Paramecium primaurelia, 843 nucleotides long. NCBI's taxonomy places the organism in Eukaryota, Ciliophora, Oligohymenophorea, Peniculida, Parameciidae. The record is from the annotation of a GenBank genome assembly.
AUGUCAUUUAACAAUCCAGAGAUUGUUGACUCACAUUAUAGCCAAGCCUAUCCGUAGAUCGGUACUUAAUUUUUAUACCUUUUAGAUGAGUAAUUAAGCGAUGAGUAUUCACUCAUCUAUAUUCCCCGUACCAGUACCCAUCAUACCAUAGGCAAAUAAUAGAAGAGUGUUAUUAUUACAAAGGAAAGCCAAUAUGAUGCUCAAUUUGACUCUCCAAUAGCCUGGCAAGAUAUUACUAAUUCUCUAUAUCCUACUUUUUUUGAAGCUCCAGAGUCGAAUUUCCAUCCUAUAUCGAUACUCUGCGAAUUCUAAUAAUAGAAACAGGAGACGACAAAUUCAUCCGAUGAAUAACAACGUGAGUCGAUACUCUGCGAUUCCUGUAAAUCGGAACCUCAUUGCUUAUCCUGUUAGAAGAAAUCCAUUUCUAUCUAAUAGAUUUAGAAGAAAAUCAUGAAGCAUAAAGUUGAGAAGAAAAAUGUUGUCUUUUCUAUCAGGAAGAACUUCCCAAAGCUUCUAGGAACACACUUACUAAAUUAAAUUGAAUAGUUUCCAAGCAGUAAUAUUCCUGAAGGUAUUCAGUAAUUUAGGGAUAAUGCUGUAGUAAGGAAGCAAGCUAAGCUUCAAUAAUCAUUUGCUAUUGAAGACUUUAGGAGAAUUUGUCUAAAUUCUGAGGAGAGUAAGGAAUAUUUUAUAGACUUCAUCUUAAAUAAAUUUAUUGUUCGUCUAAUGCAUAGUUCUAAAUUUACUUAGAUUGACCUUGUUUUAGAUUUAAUCCGUAAUGCCUAUGUUGGAGCAUGCAAUCCCUAGUAGUGGAAAGGAAACAUGUAGAUUGAUCAAGCAUGA